Molecule: messenger RNA, 1371 nt
Organism: Colletotrichum graminicola M1.001
Lineage: Eukaryota; Fungi; Ascomycota; Sordariomycetes; Glomerellales; Glomerellaceae
Product: calcineurin-like phosphoesterase
Exons: 1
Coding region: 1-1371 (456 amino acids)
Biological process (GO): polyphosphate catabolic process
Cellular component (GO): cytoplasm
Molecular function (GO): phosphatase activity; endopolyphosphatase activity
Source: RefSeq, a predicted model, not a curated record
AUGACGUUCGCUGCCUUGCGCCGCAGUGCGGUCUGCAUCGGCGCCCUCUUCAUCCUCACCACCAUCUUUCUCGCCGCCACCCGCAUCGCCUCCUCCCUCGACUUCUCCGCCAGCCGCUCCUCCCCCGCCAGAGACGUCCCGGCCCCGCCACGCUCCCCCGCCGACGCCCCCAUGUCCUACGGCUUGAACGCCCGCCCGGGAUUCACCGACCUGUCGGUCCACAUCGCCUCCCUUCCCGAGCGCCACCGCCCCUCGCGCGCCCAUCCGGGCCGCCGCCUCGUCAUCGUCGGCGACGUCCACGGCAUGCACGCUUCGCUCGAACGCCUCCUCGACGAGCUCCGCUUCGCCGUCGCCGCAGGCGACCACCUCGUCCUGGCCGGCGACAUGAUCAACAAGGGGCCCGACUCGCCCGGCGUCCUCGACCUCGCCAUCCGCCUCGGCGCCUCCGCCGUCCGCGGCAACCACGAGGACCGCGUGUUGCUGGCCCACAGGAGUAUGCAGAAUACCCACGUCGCCAACGAGGACGCUCACGGGAACCCUGUCAUGACAAAGGGUGAAGAGAUAGAGGGUCAACCCAAAGCGGAAGAACCGAAGGACGAGCCGAAGUCUGCAACCGCCGCCGAAGUCGACGACAAUGAUGAGGAAGAAGACGACCUUGAGCCCGCCGUCUUCUCGCACGGCGACUCCCAAGAGCGCGCCACCGCCCGCAGACUCUCCCGCAAGCACCUCGCCUGGCUUGCCUCCCUUCCCGUGAUACUCGAGGCCGGCACCAUCGAGGGGCUCGGCGACCUCGUCAUCGUCCACGCCGGCCUCGUCCCCGGCGUGCCCCUGCCUCGGCAGGACCCCUGGGCCGUCAUGAACAUGCGCGGCCUCGUCUACCCGCGCGAGGAACUCCGCCGACAGGAGGCCAAGCGCGCCCUCGAGGACGCCCGCAAGGCAUACAACGCCGCGUCCCUCAUCGCCGUCGGUCCCAUCACCGAGACCAUGGUCGAGCGCGAGCACGAGCGGCGCCGCCGCCCCGGCGACCGGGAGCCCGCCAUCCCCACCGACCGCCACGACGGCGCGAGCAGCUGGCCCAAGGCCUGGGACGCCCACCAGCGCGCCCUGCCCGAGGCAACCCCCCGCACGGUUGUCGCCUACGGCCACGACUCUAAGCGGGGGCUCCACGUCGGCCAGUACACGUUCGGCCUCGACUCGGGCUGCGUCAACGGCGGCGAGCUGAGCGCUCUCGUCAUCGAGGCCACGGCCGAGGGCGUCACGCACGUCGUCCGGAGCGUCUCAUGCGCCGGAGACGAGGGCAAGAAGAAGAAGAGGAAGGGCAGGAAGCACAAGAAGGGCAAGAAAAGCAAGAAGCAGGAAGACCAAUCAUAG